Pomacea canaliculata is the source of this 2992-nucleotide messenger RNA. Its product is annotated as vascular endothelial growth factor receptor 3-like. Gene Ontology annotation, molecular function: transmembrane receptor protein tyrosine kinase activity; ATP binding. Gene Ontology annotation, cellular component: signaling receptor complex. Lineage: Eukaryota; Metazoa; Mollusca; Gastropoda; Architaenioglossa; Ampullariidae. The transcript is spliced from 12 exons. Gene Ontology annotation, biological process: multicellular organism development; positive regulation of kinase activity; cell surface receptor protein tyrosine kinase signaling pathway. Bases 38 to 1699 code for a protein of 553 amino acids. The record is from RefSeq and is a predicted model, not a curated record.
GUUGACAUCGCAGGACAACGUCACAUGGGGCGACCCGAUGGAGAACGUCACGCGAGUUGAGUUCGUGCACUAUGACCCCUGGCGCGGGUUCAUCGUGCGCGGGCUGACGGGAAGGUUCGCUUGCCAGGCCCUCAGCGAUCACCUUCAGCCGCAGUAUCUCUUCUUUCGGCUGGAGGUCGAAGGUCAGCAUGAGAGUGCAACAGCUGGCGACAAACCAGAAUCAACUGCCCGAAAAAGUCUGACAACAGUCUACAUCGCAGCCAUCACAUGUUUCAUAGUUCUCUUCCUUGUUGUCGUCACGAUUAUCGUGGGCUGUAAAAUGCUAAAGAGGAAGAAGUAUGAUCAUGAAGAAGUCGAGAAAUUCCUCAGCCAGUCGCAAGGGGACUACAAUCCAGAGUUACCCAUCGACGAACAAACGGGUUGUGUCCCUUACGACCCUAAGUGGGAGUUUCCCGAAGAGCGCCUGCGAAUGGGAAUGAUUUUGGGUCAAGGUGCGUUCGGUCGCGUGGUCAAGGCAGAGGCCGUUGGCAUCGGGGGCUCAAAUGACGUCAUCACUGUGGCGGUCAAGGUUGUCAAAGACUGCACAAACAAAGAACAGAUGAUGGCACUGGUGUCUGAACUAAAGAUCCUGAUUCACAUCGGACAUCACCUCAACAUUGUCAACCUUCUGGGGGCGGUCACUAAGGAUCUUCGCUAUGGCAAACUGAGCAUCAUCGUGGAGUACUGUCCAUUUGGAUGCCUGCAAAACUAUCUGCUGAAGAACAAGAAUUCCUUGCGGGAUAUCCCAGACAUCAAACUUAUCAAGAAUAAGCCCAAACCCCAGGAGACCAAGCGAUAUGGACCGGUCAGCAGAGGGUCGCCGAGAGCCAACUACGUCAACCAGGGAAUGGAGCCAGCCGGCCCUCCCCUGACGAUCACCAACCUUCUCUGCUGGGCCUUCCAGGUGUGCCGAGGCAUGGAGUACCUGGCCUCCAGAAAGUACGUCCACCGUGACCUGGCAGCGCGCAACGUGCUGCUGACGGCAAACAACGUAGUCAAGAUCUGCGACUUCGGGCUGGCCAGGGACGUCUACCGCAACGCCAAGUACUACAAGAAGCGAGAAGGCCCUGUUCCCAUCAAGUGGAUGGCGCUGGAGUCACUGACCCAUGGGCUGUACACCACCAAGAGCGAUGUAUGGUCUUUCGGAAUUUUCCUCUGGGAAUUGUUUUCCCUAGGUGGCAACCCGUAUCCAGGUGUGGACACAGCUACCAGUGACUUUCUGGACCUCCUGGAAUGCGGGUAUCGCAUGGCAACGCCCAAGCUGGCCCCUGCGGAGCUUUACGCCGUCAUGAGGCAGACGUGGCACGCAGACCCCCUGCAGAGACCCUCCUUCAGCCAACUGGUACCGGUCAUGGCCGCCUUCCUGGAGACCAGCGCCACACAGCACUACCUAAAUCUGUCUUCACCUGGGUCCCUGAACUUGCCUGGCCUCGGCAUCCAAGAAAAAGACGGAUAUCUGCGAAUGUCCAGCCUCUCGCAGUACGUCCCCAUGUCUCCUACUUCAACCUGUCCACCUGCAAACUUGCUAACGGACUCCACUGCGGACAGUGAGGAGGACAACGGGCAGUGUUCGCUACACGAACUCCGGCGAACUGACGAAGGUGAAGGUUGUCGAACUUGGAGACAAUCCGCAAAAAUGGCGACUGUGCUCACCAGAUGAUGUGAUCCCAGAGGUCCCCCCAGACCUCCAUCUGUCAUCGGAGGGUUUGAGAUGAACGGGAGACAGGCGAUUGGUGAUCACAGCGAUGGUUGCCUUCCCAUCAUCCUUAGCGAGACGGAUCCCAGCGCGCACGGCAGACCGAGCACUUCUGACGGUUACUCAACGUUGAAAGCGAAAACGACGAACCUUUCGGACAGCCUUGACUCCGUGUUCUUAGAGGCUGGAAGGGAGGCAGAAGACUUGGAGAUGACGGAGUUGUUGAGAAAUCCGAUCGUGUCGGAUCACCCCGAUAACGGUGCUUGCUACUUCUGGUCGGACACAAGCAAGGUAAAGAAUCUUGCCUGUCGCGAAGAAAAGAUGGUCUCAAAGAUGGUGGACAGUGAGACGGGCAAGAUGUCCGACUUCUCGUCACCCGUUAUCUGGUGUGGACUUCUCAAUCGACAAUAAUCAGUUUCCGAAACGCAGGCAAAACGGCCAUGUCGUCUACUUCCGGAACAAAAGAGCGCAUGACUACUCACAUAUGGGUGGCAGGGAAGAGCAUCUGCUCAGCGACGACAACGACGACGACAGCGCCACACUCGCGGAGUACAUGAACGAUGACUCUGUGUUUAUUCCGGAUUUUCCAGGCACCUCGCAGGUCACGGGCACCCACCCCACGAAAGUCCAGCCCCAGUUCCCGUCCUUGGGGGAAAUGACCUCGACCUUACGACGCAGUGAGGACAGCGGUCACUUCUCCGUCGGUUCUCCACCCGAGUCUUCGCCGGACUCGCUGUUUGUUUAUCCCAGUCUGUAACCGCCGACUGCGGGCAUCUCUUUGAACACCUGACCGGUUGGACUAUGUCCUGUGUCCACUGCACAGAGCAAUGUCACGGCCCGCCAGUCAGUCAGCAGCCAGCCAGUCAGCCAGCCAGUCAGCCAGUCCGUCAGUCAGCCAGCCAGUCAGCCAUACAAAAGGACAACACAGACAAAUACAAAGAUAUGGGACGCUUUGGUCAGAGUUGCUGAUGUGUUAUCAGACCGAUGGCAUGUGCCAAUGGCGGGAUUGGAACAGCCUGGAUACAAUGUCGGACCUUCACCAGAUCCUUAUAAUAAUUUUAAACAACGAUCAAUGUUGUUUUUUCUAAAGUGAUGACAGACAUGUUCUCAAAUGUCGGAUUUAUGAUGUUAUCUUGCAGUUCUGUUGUCAGAUUUGUCCACAAUCAUAAAAGUGUACCGAUGUGUGUUCAAAGCUGUAAAAUGUUUUAAUGCCAGACUGAAUUUAUGCGAUGUAAAGUUGAUAAAAUGUGAUCAAGA